Messenger RNA from Morus notabilis, 1224 nucleotides. Its product is annotated as fluoride export protein 2. Gene Ontology annotation, molecular function: fluoride transmembrane transporter activity. Gene Ontology annotation, cellular component: membrane. Gene Ontology annotation, biological process: fluoride transmembrane transport. The coding region runs from base 1 to 1224 and encodes 407 amino acids. NCBI's taxonomy places the organism in Eukaryota, Viridiplantae, Streptophyta, Magnoliopsida, Rosales, Moraceae. The transcript has 7 exons. The record is from RefSeq and is a predicted model, not a curated record.
AUGCAUUUCAAAGCAACUUACAUUGCCAUCGCUACUAACAUUUCAUCCCAAUCCCAAGAGAUAUCAAGCCCCAAAACAGAUAAUCAUGAAACAGAUAAUCACUAUGAUCAUGUAUCGCAUACCAACAGUGUAGCUCUUACCAUUCCACAAGAUACAACCUCAUCAUUGCCAAAGGAAUUUGCUUCUCCUACUUCAGUGGAUUCUAAAGUGCAACAACUUGAACAAAAAACGGUGGAAUUGCCAAUAGUGCUGGUGUACGGUUCAUGUCUCACUCAUUUAGCCGUUUUUGGGAUUCUAGGGAUCUUGACAAGGUAUUUGCUGCAAAAACUUUUUGGCCCUGGAGUAGCUGGAGUGACAAGCAAACUAAGCAUUCUUUAUCCUGACCUUCCUUCUAAUAUGGUUGGUUCUUUCUUGAUGGGGUGGUUUGGUGUUGUUUUCAAACCGUCCAUAUCUCACGCUUCAGAUUUUCUAGCCGUUGGUCUGACUACAGGUUACCUAGGAAGCCUUACUACUUUCAGUGGUUGGAACCAGGAAAUGAUUGAACUUAGCUUUGAAGGCCAAUGGGUUUCGUCUAUGCUUGGUUUUCUCAUAGGUUUGUUUCUUGUUGCAUACUCCAUAAUUUUUGGAGUGGAGACUGCCAAGGGUUUCAAGCUGCUUCUCGGAAAGAUAUUAACAAAAUUUCCGAUUUCGAAUAAGACCUGGAGGGUUGACAGUUGCGAGCGUCAUGCCGUGGUUAUGGUCUUGUUCUUGGUGAUGCUAUGUUUGGUAUGGAGUGUGAGUGGAAUCUAUGUUAGAGAGGAGUUUAGGGAAGAAAAUGGUGAGGCUCACCUAUGGCUGGCAUGCAUAGUUGGACCUUUAGGUGUAUGGAUGAGGUGGUUCUUAGCUCGGCUGAAUGGCCAUGGUCUAGGAAAGGCGGCUUUGCUCGGGUGGGUUCCGUUCGGUACUCUACUCGCCAAUGUCUCCGCAGCCUGUCUCAUGGCAUCACUUUCAACUGCUAAAAAAGCGGUGAAUACCAAGACUUGUGAUACCAUCGUAAUAGGAAUACAACUUGGGUUUUUGGGUUGUUUGAGUACAGUUUCUACAUUCAUUGCUGAGUUCAAUGCAAUGAGAGAAAGUAAGCAUCCUUGGAGAGCAUAUGCAUAUGCCAUGAUCACCAUAUGCAUCUCAUUUGCCUUAGGAAUCCUCAUCUACUCUGUACCUGUUUGGACUAAAGGAUACAAAUAG